Molecule: messenger RNA, 1043 nt
Organism: Triticum aestivum (bread wheat)
Lineage: Eukaryota; Viridiplantae; Streptophyta; Magnoliopsida; Poales; Poaceae
Product: LOB domain-containing protein 7
Exons: 2
Coding region: 43-765 (240 amino acids)
Source: RefSeq, a predicted model, not a curated record
CGCAUCUCUCUCCUCUCUGCACUGUAGACAGCGCCGGGCGACAUGACCGGCGGCGUGAACGGCAACGGCGGAGGAGGAGGCGGCAACGGCGGGGCGUGCGCGGUGUGCAAGCACCAGCGGCGCAAGUGCGAGCCCAACUGCGAGCUGGCCGCCUACUUCCCGGCCAACAGGAUGAACGACUUCCGCGCGCUGCACCUCGUCUUCGGGGUGGCCAACCUCACCAAGCUCAUCAAGGCCAACGCCACCGAGGCGGCGCGGCGGCGCGCCGCCGAGACGCUGACGUGGGAGGCGCGGUGGCGCGAGCGCGACCCCUCCGAGGGGUGCUACCGCGAGGUCUCCUGCCUCCGCCGCGAGAACGCUGUGCUGCGCGCCGAGAACGCCGCGCUCAGGCGCCGGGCCAACCAGUGCGCGUGCUGCGCCACCACGUUGCAGCAGCAGCAGCAGCAGCAGAUACUGCUCGUCUCGGCUUACAACAACGGCGCCCGGCCCCCCGGCGGCGUGCUGCACGGCGCCAGCGCCGGGGUCGUGCCCGGCGGCUUCUACAGCGGCAAUGCCGGCGCCGUCCGUGCCGCCAAUGGCAACGGGGCGAUGCCCGCGCGGCCUCACGUGUCAGCUCCGGCGCCGCAGACGACGAUGGCCGGGUACGCGCAGGGGGAUCGCCACCACGCCGCGUCCGGCGGAGCGAACGGCACCGGCGCAGCUGGUCAGGCGGAGCCCAGGGAGAAGAGCAGCGCGAGGUGUGACGCUCAGCGCACAGCUAGCUAGCAGUGGGCAGUGAGAGAAGAUGAAGGCCCCAAACCCUAGGCUGACUACAGAAAUUCAACUGUUUCCUAUGAAAUUCAUGUCCUAAGUAGGAACAAGCCCUAAGUAUUGGUUUUGGAAUAAAAAGUAGGUUUACUUCAUCUUUUUUUUUGUGUGUGUGUUUCUCUUCUGCUUGAGCAGGAUAUCUAAAGUUCAAAGUGUAAAAACUCAGCUUUGUAUAACUGGUGAUUCAUUUAAUUAGAAGCCAGAAGAUGAUACAUGCAUUUUAGAGAUUAUUUCAA